Molecule: messenger RNA, 3072 nt
Organism: Seminavis robusta
Lineage: Eukaryota; Bacillariophyta; Bacillariophyceae; Naviculales; Naviculaceae
Source: the annotation of a GenBank genome assembly
AUUAAGCCCUUUUUUGGAUUUUUUUAAACGGGCCUUUUCUUGGUCACAGCUCCUGUUUUGCGAAGCAUUCUCAUCAUGUUUUUCAAAAUGUGUAUCAUCAAUUUUCAGCAGCAUCUCAUUUGUUUUUCGGGGAUCGGCAAGUCAACAUCAAGUCGACAUCAUGAAGCUGGUACUUGGUUCUUCCUUUGCUGCCGUUUGGCUUGUGGUUUCCGCCUUGUUGCUGGUGUUACCCAGUGGUUCUGUGGCCAGUUCUAUGGCUCCAGUUUCAUGGAGCAGCAACAACGAAGCGGAGCUCAUCUUUUGUGAGGGUUCCGGUGGAGAGUAUGGCUACAAGCUGUCCAGUGACACCAGCGGCAGUUGCGAUCCGGCGGGUGUGUUGGUUCGCAUGAGCCCUGGACAAUCCUACAAGUUGACGCUGCGGAAUGAAGCUUCGGUCGAGACGAACUUGCAUACUCAUGGACUUCACAUCAGUGGAGAUGGUAACGCCGACGACCCGCGCCGCAAGGUGCAACCUGGAAUGUGUCUGAUCUACCACUGGGACAUUCCCUCGGAUCACAUGGGCGGGACCUUUUGGAUGCAUGCGCAUUCUCAUCUGACCACAGACGAUCAGGUUUCGGGAGGGGCCUUUGCCAUGCUCAUCAUUGAAGACUCUACCGUCAUUAGUAGCUCCAGUGGCGUCAACUCUACUGAUCAAAGUGCCAUUGAACAAUGGUACAGAAAUGAAAUCUUGCUCGUGGCUAGCAAAGUGGGAAACGCGGCCUUGGGAAAUGGUCUCAGCAACUACGUCAUUUCCAUGAACGCCCACGAAUGGUAUCGCAUGCGCAUCGUCGCGGUCGACCCUGCUGGAAAACCUUCGGAUCUCGAAUUCCCCAGUUCCUGCACCGUUCACGCUGCCGCCCACGAUGGCGUUUGGCGCUUUCAAGUUCCCAAGCAAGCAUCCUCCACAACGUAUACACUCAGUGGUGCCAGUCGCUUGGAUGUGGCCAUCAAGUGCUCCUCCGGGGGUGACAUUGACUUUAGUAAACGGGCCGUGGCGACGAUCUCUGUCAGCGGAAGUGGCUCUUCGGGUGCCACGCCCUUCACAAGCACAGGUGGCUCGUGGGCUUCCCACCGUCCCUUUUACCUUCGAGACUUGUCCACGCUUUCCUCGUCGCAGUUUGAAACCUACUCCAUUUCCAUGACGGCUGCUCAGAUCAACGGAGCCAGCUACGACCCCGAUACGCCCUUGGGAACAUGGAACUACAACACGCUCCAGCAAUGGACCGUGUCGGCUUCCGGAGCCCAUCCAUAUCAUCUCCACGUCUACCACAUGCAGGCAUUUCAAGGCUGCGGUGGAGGUGUUCAUGACAAUGGUGAAUACUACGAUGUCAUUAGCAUCAGCGGUAGCUGCGAUGUACGCUUCCACAUGAUUGAUGUCGGUGAAAGCGUCAUGAUGCAUUGCCACGUCCUCAGUCAUGAAGACAAUGGCAGCAUGACUUGGGCCAAUGUGGUCGGCGGACCAACACAGAGUGAUGUUGAUCGGGAACAAACCACUUGCCCGGGUUCACCCCCCAUGCCAUCGCCGACGGCGUCAACACCAACCUCGCCAUCACCCACUCCGGCUCCAAUCACAUCGUCGUGUGCACAGAACGGAGAGAGUUGCACGAAUGGUGACGACUGUUGCAGUGGGUCUUGCAGCAGAGGAAAUCCUGCCACGCGAGUUUGCUUGGCUGGGCGAUACCUGCGAUGAUUCAAGUCCUGCCUUGGAAUUCAUGCACAUUAGGAUGGAGCGGAUGUUGACCGAGAGCUGGCAAGCUUCUUUAGUCAUACAUAGCAACGAGUAGGGACAGUAGGGAGUAGAACUACAGUAGAACGUCACCGUAAACAAGGAGUUUUCAAAUGGAGCGCCAGAGGGACUACUAGAACAGCAAAAGCACACGGCAACUGGAGGGAUGAUAAAUAAAAAGCAACAGCAAAAUCGAGAGUGCUUGUCUAGACUUGCUUUCGCAAGUAUGAAUGAAGAAUCAUUCUAUAUACAGGGACUCAGGUUGCGGCCUGCAAAGGCAACACAUCAAUUUCUACUCAUCUAGCUGCUUGCCAUAAACAGAUUGGCAUCGGCCCAUUGCCCAGAUCGGGAAGACGUUGCGGUAGGAUGUGUAGGUGAUUCCACAGGAUCGAUUGAACACGCCAAGAAUGCCUUCCUGGGGCCAGUCUCCGCAAGGGAGCUGACGCUUCAUCAAGUACUGUAUACCGCGCUUGAUGGCCUCUGUGUCCUUGCACUCUGCACACGCCAAGGCAAGCAAUGCCCAAGAUGUGUUAACCACACUGCUACCUUCAUCACCAUAAGUGUCCAUACCAUUCUGACCAUAGUCCUUGUCCAAACAAGAACUGAAAUCCUCUCCCCAGCCUCCGUUUGGACGCUGCUGCUUGAGAAGGAAAUGACAAGCCUUUUGUAGAGGAACUGAAUCAAGGGGCUCUCCACUUUUGACCAACCCCUCGAUGCCAAACCAGGUGCCUGAACAAACAAUUGAAGGGUGAGAUGUGGUGUCAGAAGAGCAGAGGAAUACAUAUAGCAAGCAGUCCUUUCUCUUACCGUUGCAGAAGCAAAUGGCCCAGGAACCAUACCAAGAACCAUCCUGACCACAAAAAAAGCAAAUCCAGGCGAUAAGUAAAAGGAUGUGAACUGGGGUGCAUGGAGGUGAGGAUUAGCAACUUACCUCUCGUUGAAUACUCUUAAGGAAGUUUCUUCCAUUAUCCAUGGAAUGCUGGACUUCUCUGCAGCGUGUCUUGGGGAAUCGUUGCUGGAACUCGUAAAGAGCCGUCAAGCAAGCCAUGCUGCAUUCAACGUACGAGUAGUCAAUCAUAAUGUCUCCAAAAGCUUCUGAUGGGUUCAAGGAUUCAUACCAGCCAAAGCCGCGAUUGUUCUCGUAGGUUGCCCAACCUGAUCGAGGCGCGAAUAUACAAGAAGACGUGAGUGAGACUUGCCACAACAUCAAGUCCGUAGCCACACACACCACGGCAAAUUGAUUCACGUACCACCAUCUUCAUUUUGGUAGGAGAGAAUGACACUGAUUGCCUUUCCCAGCCUCUCAC